This is a messenger RNA of Spirodela intermedia, 4490 nucleotides long. Lineage: Eukaryota; Viridiplantae; Streptophyta; Magnoliopsida; Alismatales; Araceae. The record is from the annotation of a GenBank genome assembly.
AUGAUCGGUGGCGGCUGCGGGAUGUUCGCCUCGUGCUUGCGGUGGCGACGGCAGCGGCGGUCGGUGGGGAGGAGCGGUGACCAGGACCUCGCCCCGGUCCUGCUCGUCUCCGGCAUGGGAGGGUCGAUCCUGAACGCGAGGAGCAAGGAGACGGGGGCUGAGUUGCGCGUAUGGGUGCGGCUCCUGCUGGCGGACCUCGAGUUCAGGAAACUCUGGUCACUCUUCAACCCCGAGACUGGUGAGUGUUUAUCUCUCGUCUUGCCGAUGGAAUCGCAAAGCAUGUGUUUAUUUGUGCACUUUUCUGGUUUCCGACACGUAUACAUUGAUCCUCUGAGAAAUGCAAACUCGCAUGUUUUUUAUUAUCCUUGGUGUCGGUUCAAUAAAAUACAUGCUCGGAACGCUCUUCAGUUUGGAAACCGCUUCGAAUGCUGACUAGCAUCGUCUGAAACGUAUACCAUGCCGAACAUAGAAAGUGUUUCUCAUACGUAGGAUAAAUAACCCGUCCGUCUGCAAGCAUGCAAACAGUAAUUGCGAACCUGUGGCUGCCAUUUUUAUUUUGAGUGAACUCCUGGAUGGUCUGUCAACAGACGGUCUCAUUCGCCCAAUUUUGGUUAGCAUUUCGUCCUCAUAAUGCUAACAAAUUUUGGGAAAAUAUGGCUGUACGAAAAAAAAUAGAAAUACGUCUAUGACACGUUUAUUUGCGAUUGUUAACAAGUGACGUCAAAAAUAAAAAACCGUAAAGUUCAACCAAAAACCUAUUAAAUAACUAAAACACAUCACUUCCGUGUAUCAGCCCAAAGAUCUCUUCGUAUCAUCAAUAUUAGCGAUGAAAUUGUAUUAAAGCAUUUUCUACAAAUUAUGCUACAAAGUUACUGGAAUGACAUACAGUUAUGAUUUGACAGGCUGUACAGAAUGUUUAGAUCCUCACAUUGAAAUUGUUGUUCCUGACGACGACUAUGGAUUAUAUGCAAUUGACAUUCUUGAUCCAUCGUGGGUAAGUAAAAUUAUGGAAAAAAUAUUCCGUUUUUCUUGUUGAUCAUUAUCAUUCACUUUCUUCAUUUCGAAUUUCCUCGUCAUUCUAUGGUUGCUUGCAGUUUAUUACUUCACGAAUGUGAAUAAAGUAAUGCUUUUUCCACAAUUAUGGUUAUUUUAGGGAUUUACGCAAACCCUCUUUUUGCGAUAGAUUUGAUAGUUUGAAUCAGCGUUGAAAUCGUCUCCCCACGUGCAAGAAGAAAACAUGAUUGCCAAUGUGUUAUGACAUAAGAAAGUCAGGACAUCAUGGGCAGAAAUGUGUUGACUUUGUCUUCGUGGAGGCUGCACUGUGACGUGAUUUACUUGAAGAGAGUACAUCUGUACCCAUGUUAGGCUUAAAUUUGUUGAAUCAUUGUUCCUUAGGUGAAUCGGUACAGUUUUUCUUAACAAGUUGUUUUUGUUGAAGAAUCAUAUGUAUCUAUAAUCAUGCACGAUGAGGCAGACAGACAAAAGUUUCAUUGAAUCCAAAGCAGUAAAAUUCCUGUUGCCUUGCACAAUUUAAGCAGAUGUUUCAGCGGAUUUUUUUUUUUUUCAAGAGAACUUGUUCUUAAGUGCUGGGAGGAAGGUCUGUUUACACAGAUAACGGCAGCCUGAUUUAUUUUUUUUAUUGCUCGUAUGUAAAAACCAGGGAGAGGUAAAAUAUAUAUAUAUUGUUGAAUUAAGAGAUAUUAGUCUUCUUGAAUUUAUUAUUGAUAUCCCUUUUAGUCAAAACUGUACGGGAUGUAACAUUUUGUAUUCGUUGAUGUAUGAUAAUUUUCAAUAAUCUUAGGACCUUUUAUAUGGCAUAGCUUAACGUUGUGCGUUGGUGAUACAGUUUACAAAACUUGUACAUUUGACCGACGUUUAUCAUUUCCAUGAUAUGAUUGAUAUGCUUAUUGGUUGCGGAUACCAGAAGGGAACCACACUUUUUGGAUUUGGUUAUGACUUUCGACAAAGCAACAGGUUAAGUAUCUUCUUAGACCAGCUAUUUGGCAUAAAAUGAAAGUUAAUUUUGUGAAAUUUAUGAAAUGUUAUACCCUGGAUAUUGGUUUCAUCUUGGUAAUUGUUUUUGACAGAAUUGAUAAAGUUAUCAGUGCCCUAAAAGAGAAACUAAUCACGGCUUACAAGGCCUCAGGGGGGAAGAAAGUGGAGAUUAUUUCACAUUCCAUGGGAGGUUUACUUGUUCGGUGCUUCCUAUCCCUACACAAAGAUGUAAGUGAUAUUUUCAUUCAUUGGUACCUUCUCAAUUCCUUGUCAUCGAUGCCUUCAUUUUAACCCAAUUCUACUCCAGGUUUUUGAAAAGUACGUAAGCAAGUGGAUUUGCAUUGCAACUCCAUUCCAAGGUAAUCAAUAGCCAUUGACAGGUUAACUCCACAUCGCGGAAUCAGCUUGCAUCACAAAGUGGAAAUCAGAGGAAAUCACUUGUUACUCUUCACUGAUGGCCUUUUCGGUACAGGUGCACCAGGAUACAUCAAUGAUUGUCUUUUAACCGGGUUGCAGUUUGUUGACGGAUUUGAGAGCUUCUUUUUCGUAUCUAGAUGGACCAUGCAUCAAUUGGUAAUUCUCAAUCCCUCCUAAAUCGAUUUUCAGAAAUAUCAAUGGAAGUGGACAGAUUUGUUGUGUUUAUGGAUAGUGAUUAAUUUAACAUCCAUCCAAAGCAUAGAAAGAAAACAUUCGUAGGCCUUUCUAGUAAUCGUCAAAUAUCAUAAAACUUUGACAAUGGGCAUGAUUUUUGAGACAAGAGAACCUUUUAUGAUGCAGUUGGUUGAAUGCCCGUCCAUCUACGAAAUGUUACCGAACCCAGAAUUCAAGUGGAAGCGGAAGCCUUUGAUCAAUGUCUGGAGAAAACAACCUGAUAGCAAGGAUGGCUCUGUGGUGAAACUGGACACAUACGAUUCAACAGAGAGCACUACAUUAUUUGAAGAAGCGCUGAGGAACAAUGAGGUGCUUGAAUUCAAGCAUAUUGACUUACUGAAUUCUUUUUAAAAUAUCUUUCUAGAUUUCAGCUUCCAAACAUGUUCCAAAUUAUUCUUCCUAUUAUUAACAUGCUUUCUAGAUCUACCUUUUCAGUCAUUGAAAACUGCUCGCGGGAAGCCGCCCCUCAAGUUCUCUGCAUGUAGAAUAGCUGCAAUUUCUUUAUAUCGAAGACCUUGGAUGUUGUCGUAGCAGUAGAUUUCUUCCCUACUUGAAUGUCAGUGGAGCUCGUUUGCCCUCGAAUUCUUUCACUUCAGUUGUCUAGCUUGAAAAUUUCCAGAUGCACGGCAUUCAUUGAAAGCGAGUUUGAAAGUCCCAGAUUACCUUAAGCCCGCUAAACCUGAAUCAGGGUCUUAGCUUUUUAUUAUUGGGAACCUUCCAGUUAACUAUCGUGGAAAUUUUAACCCUCCAUUCAGAAAGCAAUUCCUCUCCUUCUUUACUUCUUUUCUUCUUUUCCCCUUCUCUCGUAUCAGACUUGAAUGAGACAUAAAUCCCCAACCGUUUCUUCAUCUAUGGAUAGGUAAAGUACAAUGGGAAGUCUGUCCCGGUGCCUUUCAAUCUCUCCAUUCUCAAGUGGGCUGCUGAUACUCGCAAAACCCUCGAGAAUGCCAGUUUGCCCGAGAAUGUCUCCUUCUAUAGCAUAUACGGGACAUCAUUUGACACACCUUUUGAUGUCAGGUACGCCCCAAAAUGAGCCUAUCUCCAUAUAUAUAUGCAUAUAUAGAUUAGACUUGCGACAUUGAUGGGUACCCCACCGGUGUCUGAAAAAGGCUGUUUUGGUCAUCCACCAUCUUCAGUUGAAAACUGAACCAUCGAAUGAUAAUAUGCUUCUCUUUUUGAAAGUUAAAGCUGACUUUGUCUGAAGCAUUCGUAUGGGGAGCCCUUGCCUCAGUGUGGCCCUGGUUAAUGCUUCUCUGCCUGUUAAUGCAGCUACGGCUCAGAAGACUCACCCAUCGGUGACUUGUCUGAAGUCUGCCACACAACGGUAGGCGAUUUGUUUCUCCCAAUUGAUGUAGCAUAAUCUUGCCUGAGAAAUGGUAUCCAGGCACUAGAGAGAAAGAGAGAGAGAGAGAGAGACCCAGAAAAGAUGAUCCCAGUUUUCCUCUUGCUGUUCAAUUUUUUCUGAUUUCAAUAUCAAUCUGGCAUCUGAUGACGCCAUUUUUUUUAACUUUACAGCCUGAGUAUUCGUAUGUAGAUGGCGACGGAACUGUUCCUGCCGAAUCAGCGAAGGUGGUAUCUCCUUCCCCAUCACUCCAAACUACAGACCACCCUCUCCCCCCUUCCUCUCAAUUGAAAUGACUGGCCUGACUUUCUCUCCCUCCCCCCUGCUUCUGCCGUAGGCGGAUGGUCUCCCUGCGGCGGCCAGAAUGGGCGUCCCUGCGAACCACAGGGGCUUGCUGCGGGACGAGACCGUGUUCGAAUUGCUUAAACAGUGGCUUGGGGUUGACCAGAAGAACGCCAUGGCUCUGCCCACGUCCAAGGUGGCGGACGCCCCCCCAAGGUGA